GCCAGAGAGGAAGCGGCGCUCACCAACAGCUCCGUGCGCACCGCGUCCGCGCUGGGAGUCGCGCGCUCCAUGGACAACUCCGCCGCGUCCAGCGCCACAAACUUGAUGCACUCGCGCUCAUCCAGCUCCUUCACAUUUUCCCUCUUGAUGUCAUUUGCUGCUGUGACUUCUCCGGCAGAAGAAGAAGACAUUUUUUUGUUCAAGCCUUCCCUGGUAAAGUCACUCCUCCCAGCUUGAUCGGAUUACCUCCUCGCCAUGCGAGCGCGAUCGGAUAUCUGACAGCAGCUGUAAGUAGAUACCUCUCUCCCCUUUUCCUUCCAACGUGACUUUUACUCUGCGGGGACUGGGGCUGGAAGGAGACACACUGGGGUCUAUCUGCAGGAGAGCCACGCCAUUGGCCCGCCGGUGGACCCACAAGGGAGGAGCAAGCCGAUUCAGACAUGAGUGUUUGAAGUGACUUCCAGUAUAUUCCCGUACCUCACCUGUGCAAGCAGAGCUGCUGUUGCUGCUGCUGCUGCUUCUUGUUGUUGUUGAAGAUUCUCUCCGGUGUUUCUCUCCGUCAGUCAUGGACGACCAAGGCUGCCCGAGAUGCAAAACAACCAAGUACAGGAACCCGUCGCUGAAGCUGAUGGUGAACGUGUGCGGCCACACGCUAUGCGAGAACUGCGUGGAGAUGCUCUUCGUUCGCGGCUCGGGCAACUGCGUGCAGUGCGACACGCCCCUCCGGAAGUGCAACUUCCGCGUGCAGCUCUUCGAGGACCCGACUGUAGAUAAGGAGGUGGAGAUCCGCAAGAAGGUGCUGAAGAUAUACAACAAGAAGGAUUUUGACUUCCCCAGCCUGAGAGAGUAUAACGACUACCUGGAGCAAGUGGAGGACAUGGUGUAUAACCUGACAAACAACGUUGAUGUUGAGAACACCAAGCUGAGGAUGGAGCAGUACCAGCGGGAGAACAGAGACCUGAUCCAGAGGAAUAAGGCUACACUUACCCGAGAGCAGGAAGAGCUGGAGGAGCUGCUCUUGAUGGAGCAGCAGGGCAAUGAGCAGAGGAGGCUGGAUCUGCUGCAGGAGGAGCAGAGGCAGUUGCAGGCCAAGAGGAAGAACAAGCAGGCUCUGCUGGAUGAACUGGAGCAGUCUCAGGUUCCUGCCACCAUCUUGCUGGCCAAACACAAGGUCCGCGCCGCCCAGCUGGAGACCCAGAUUGAACAGCAGAAGCAGACGGUCAAACCUACGACUCUAUUUUCUACUGGAAUCCAUUUGCGGCAGACGGUGUCUCUCCUACCUGUGCCCAAGAUAGAGGAAGUCCUGUACCACUACAAGCCUCUCCAUGUUGAAACCUAUGGACCACCAGUGCCUGAGUUGGAGCAGCUGAGCAGAGUCGGGUAUCUGAACCACGUGCGUGCCGCCAUGCCUCAGGACACAGCUGGAGGAUACUCCUCGGCGUUGGCGUGUCAUCGGGCCAUUCAGGAUGCUUUCAGCGGGCUGUUUCCUCUGAAAGGCUAACAGUAGCUACUAGGUAGAAAGGGACUAUAAAUACUGCGCUGCUACGACUUUGAAGAGCUGCUGUGGUGGGUAGACGUGUUUGUUUUUUUGCUAAUGUAUAUAAGUUUUUAUAUUUUGUGUUAAUUUUAUAUUGAAAUAAACCACAGGUUGAAAACAGUA
This is a messenger RNA of Solea solea (common sole), 1660 nucleotides long. It is a transcript of the gene mnat1, whose product is annotated as MNAT1 component of CDK activating kinase. The record is from RefSeq and is a predicted model, not a curated record. Gene Ontology annotation, molecular function: cyclin-dependent protein serine/threonine kinase activator activity. Gene Ontology annotation, biological process: regulation of transcription by RNA polymerase II; nucleotide-excision repair; positive regulation of cyclin-dependent protein serine/threonine kinase activity. The transcript is spliced from 9 exons. Gene Ontology annotation, cellular component: transcription factor TFIIH holo complex. NCBI's taxonomy places the organism in Eukaryota, Metazoa, Chordata, Actinopteri, Pleuronectiformes, Soleidae. The coding region runs from base 566 to 1501 and encodes 311 amino acids.